Messenger RNA from Eurytemora carolleeae, 1350 nucleotides. RefSeq names its product decaprenyl-diphosphate synthase subunit 2 (gene Pdss2). The transcript has 15 exons. The coding region runs from base 5 to 1240 and encodes 411 amino acids. Gene Ontology annotation, molecular function: prenyltransferase activity. The record is from RefSeq and is a predicted model, not a curated record. NCBI's taxonomy places the organism in Eukaryota, Metazoa, Arthropoda, Copepoda, Calanoida, Temoridae. Gene Ontology annotation, biological process: isoprenoid biosynthetic process; ubiquinone biosynthetic process. Gene Ontology annotation, cellular component: mitochondrion; transferase complex.
AAUAAUGUUGAGCAGACCUUCUCGCCUUGUCUUCAAUAUCGGCAGCAGAGGAGGGCAGCUGAGCCGUGCUGUUGUACGGCAGCGAACCUCUGCAGCACACUUGCGUACAACAGCAGUACAGUCAGAGUUCAGCAGAUUGGCGCAUUCACUGCCUGCUUCUUAUAUCAAAGUGAAUAAAUGGAACAAGGCAGUUACAGAGGCUGAGAAACUAGUUGGCUAUCCAACUUCAUACAUGUCUCUUAGAUCUCUUAUGAGUGAUGAUAUCACAAACAUGGCGGUACAUAUGAGGAAAAUUGUAGGAUCUGACCAUCCUGUUUUGAAAACGGCUAAGAGACUUCUCUACUACGGGAAAAAUAAUAUGCAGGUGCGUGGACUACUUGUCCUCCUUCUCUCUAGAGCUGCUGGGGAUAGAAGAGGUGCUCAGGAGGCUAACUUUACAUCAGAGAUUAUCGACGAACAGAGGAAGCUUGCGGAGAUAGUUGAGAUGAUUUACUCUGCUCAGAAUAUUCAUCAAUCUGUUGUAAACAUUCCUGUCAACAUCCAGCUAGAACCUGAUCUAGAGAUCCGGAAUGUACUUGGUCAGCUAGAGUAUGGAAACAAGAUUUCAAUCCUAUCUGGAGAUUAUCUUCUAGCAAAUGCUUGUACUGGGUUAGCAGCGCUAAGGAUCACCAAGAUCGUGGAGCUGGUUUCUGUUGCGAUUGUUGAGUUCACUCAAGCAGAGUUUCUUGGAGUACAAGACCCUAUGGGUCGUGGAAUACCUACUCCAGACUACCUUACCCAGGAACACUGGGAAAAGAAAUGGAGACUAAGCACUGGCAGUUUACUAGGAGCUGGAUGUGAAAGUGCCAUGCUUGUAGCUGAACAAGAGGAGAGUGUGCAGUUGGCAGCCAAACAGCUUGGUAUCUACACUGCCCUGGCUAUUCAAGCCCACGAUGAAAUGAAGCUCUUUACAGUUGACGGAGGGUUAGGUUAUGGAUCUCCUUUCUCCCUGUGUAGUGCCCCAGUAAUAUUCCAUCUUCAAUCAGAUCCUCAACUUCUAGACUACAUUCAGCAAUACAACACAGAUCUAAGCCAGGUUGACUAUAAGCGUGUUCUAAACAGUGUGCUUGAAGGAGAUGGAUUAGAGAAAACACGUGACAUAUGCCAGAACUACGUAGACCUGGCAUUGAAGGAGCUUAGGAAUUUCCCUGACAAUGAAGGAAGACAAGGUUUCAAAAACAUUCUCCUCUCUCUUCUCUAAAUUGGGUCUUCUGAAUUCAAGAUCUGAACUGGUUCUGCUAAAUCUGGUUGACGAGAUCUAAACUGGGUCUGCUAAAGAAAAUUUUCAAUAUUUAUACCUAGUUUACAGAA